Acaulospora morrowiae is the source of this 1473-nucleotide messenger RNA. NCBI's taxonomy places the organism in Eukaryota, Fungi, Glomeromycota, Glomeromycetes, Diversisporales, Acaulosporaceae. The record is from the annotation of a GenBank genome assembly.
AUGGAUGAACCAGUGGAAGAUGGAGAAAACAACCCUUUCCUCGUCACAAGAACUCAGGAAAAUAAUCAGAUGACUGACAAGUACUUUGAUUUGAAAAACCCUAUGGAGUGGGAUAUCGUCGGGUUCCACCGUUUUUUUAUAGAAAAAAACAAAGAUAGACCGGAGAAGCUCGAUUACAAGACGGCCGCAGACAAACUCACCAGGAGUUUGCGAGAUAUUGUGAGCACAUCAGCCAAUGCUGAUAUGAUAAGGCAGGCAUUAAAUCUUCAGGAAAAAGCUAAAGUGAGUGUAGAUUUUUCUUGUACAUAUGUGAUGUUGCAACUGGAUAGAAGUUCUCUUAGGCCGUGGUCAUAUCAACGGUUUAGUUGGUUUGGCUCUCUACAACUACGCGGGAAUUCUGCUGAUCGAGCACGUCGAAAAGGAGGACCUUUAGAUAAGAUGUGGGUAUCCGUUGAAGUCGAGCUAAAAGAGAAGAAAUUAACAGAUCUUCAGUUACAUGGACUACUACAGGCAACGCAGGAGAUACCAGGGUUGAAAUCGCUUAUAUCAAACCUUGAAGUUCAACACGAAGACAUUGCCAAAGAAAUAAAGGGUCAUUCGUGUGACCAAGUCAAACUAGUCAGCUUGCCGGCAUCACUAGUCACAUGGCUACGUUUUGUUCUUGCUAGUACUGUAGACGAGUUUGAUGAGAAGGUGAAUAUGCAAUUAAAGGAUGCUAAUGAGUAUGAAAAUGACUUGCGUAUUGUCUUUCGGGGUACAUUAAUCGACUUUCAUACCAUGAUCCGCCGUGCAAAGAGUCACACUAUUGAAAGGCACGCAUCCGAAAGAAAAUUUAUAUUAGAACAGGUUUCUAUUCCAUUCAAGUAUAUCGAAUAUGUAUUUGAGCUGGUAACAUUUAACUGGGUGGAGAAAAAUAUGAUGAUGACUAAGGCAUUGCAAUUUGUCGAAGAUCCGGACAAGAAAAUGACGACUUACAAAGUAGAUGCAUUGGCUAUUGUUAAGGAGAAUCGUAGAGAGUUUGCGACAAUCGAGGUAUCUGGCGGACCAAUUGAGCAGGAUCGUCCCCAUACACUGGGAGAUACCAAGAAGACAUUGCUGGAAGGAUGUGAGAUGCUUCAAGGUACACUACAACAAUAUCUUGAUGCGUCUCUUGACGCGGCUAAAAAACCAAAAUUUUAUACAAUGCAGGUAAUAGUUGACCGGAUUGUCCUAGUCGAAAUUUCUGUGCAUGAAUCUGGCUUUAAAGCUGUAGAAGUACGAAGUGCACGGUGGCCAUUUUCGUGGAACUCGGUGGCAGAAUACAUGCAUAUAUUUGAGUUAAUUGCUUAUUUUAUGAAAAAUCUUCGCGAUCAGGAGAAAGUAAUUAACGUGAUGGCCAGUGAGCAUCGCGGUAUAAUUGAGGUUAAGUCUAUCACAGUUCGCCAGUGGCUAAAAAGUGUACAAGAUACUUUGAACAAUAAUUCUGCGAUUUAA